GCGUGGGGCGGAGCGGGAGCGGCGAUGGCGGCGCCCAGUGCAUUGCUCGUGAUGGGCGUGAGCGGCGCGGGAAAGUCGACCGUGGGUUCCAUGCUGGCCUCUGAGCUGGGCUGGAAAUUCUACGAUGCAGAUGACUUUCACCCAGAAGAGAACCGAGUGAAGAUGGGAAAGGGAAUACCGCUGAGUGACCAGGACAGGAUCCCGUGGCUCUGCAGCUUGCACGACAUUUUACUAAGAGAUGCAGCCUUAGGACAGCGUGUAGUUCUAGCCUGCUCAGCCCUGAAGAAAAUGUACAGAGACAUCCUAAGAAAAGGAAAAGAUAAUGCACCCCCAGAAUGUGGGGAGUCAAAGAAAGAGAAGUGCGCCAAGGUGCAGCUCUUCGUGGUCCAUCUGAGCGGCUCAUUCAAGAUCAUCUCUGGACGCUUACGCCAAAGGAAAGGACAUUUCAUGCCCCCUGAGUUAUUGCAGUCCCAGUUUGAUACUCUGGAGCCCCCGACAGCUCCAGAAAACUUCAUCCAAAUCAGCGUGGACAAAAAGCUUUCCGAGAUCAUUACUACAGUUACAGAAUCUCUGAAAAUGGAGUGUGACUUGUUUCCUGUCAUUGGUCUAGAACAGAAACAGGCAUGAAUCUCUAUCCCACUCCAAAUCCUGCUUGAGUCUCCUUGUCCAGGCUGUACUCCUAAUUCUUGAAGUGCACAAACCACAGUGCACUAAGAUGCACUUGUCUAAUUGCAGUUGUAGGAAUCUGUGAUGCACUUGGCGUCAUGGGCUGGCACAUGGGAAGACAAGACAAGGAAACUGAAAAGCUAAAAUUGAAGUUGAAAUUCAUGUGAUACAGUCCGAUGAUUACGGGUAAUUCAUAAUCUAUGCUGGAAAUCCUUACCUUGUUUAGAACAUUCUUGUAGCUUUAUAAUAAAUGAAAUUUGGCUGUC
Molecule: messenger RNA, 932 nt
Organism: Octodon degus (degu)
Lineage: Eukaryota; Metazoa; Chordata; Mammalia; Rodentia; Octodontidae
Gene: Idnk
Product: IDNK, gluconokinase
Exons: 5
Coding region: 25-627 (200 amino acids)
Cellular component (GO): cytoplasm
Molecular function (GO): gluconokinase activity
Source: RefSeq, a predicted model, not a curated record